UAAAUUACCUACUGAUAGUAACACAGACACAGCACAGACGACACAAACGAAGUAGUUUCCCAAUUCUUUAAGUACAGAGUGCGCUAGCCAAUGAUUUUUUUACCAUGGUAUUUCAGAUCAUGAGACAGAGUUCCACAAGAUGCAAAGUCUUUUCACAUAUCUCGUCUGUGAUGUGCAACUGCAGCAAUGUAUUUAGAUACAAUAGUACAAUAGAUAGAAUGUUGAAAAAUAUGAAAUAGAGCAACUUGUAAACUUUAUGAUGUGUAAAAUAAUUUUAUAAAAUGAUGGAAGAUAUUAAUGAUAAGUUUUUCUACGUGUACAGUUCUUCAUUAGACACGAAGAUACAAAUUAAAAUAGGAACCUUAGAAGGUAAAAGACAACGACCAGAAUAUGAUAAAUUACUUAUUGAUCCUAUGUUAAAAUACUCUGGUCUAUAUGGAUCCAAUGGAGGACGAGGGGAUUUGGGAGCUUCCUUACAAGUGUGGGCUGGUGGUAGACCAUUGGCCUUACCUGUUCACACAGCAUAUAAACAUUUCACAUCACGUUGGAAUUGGAAUCAAUGGGUAACACUUCCUAUUUCUUAUUUUGAUCUACCACGGGAUGCUCAAUUAUGUAUAAGUUUAUAUGAUUGUGCUGGACCUGGUAGACAAUUACCAGUUGGUGGUACAACAAUAUCUUUGUUCGGGAAACAUGGAGUGUUUCGUCAAGGAAUGUUGGAUCUUAGAGUGUGGCCUGGAGUAGAAGCAGAUGGUAGUGUACUAUCUAGCACACCAGGGAAAACUAAAGAUCAUGGAAAGGAACAAAUGCAAAGAUUAGCAAAACUUGUUAAAAAGCACAGGAAUGGUCAAAUGAAUAAAGUUGACUGGCUAGACAGAUUAACAUUUAGAGAAAUUGAGUUAAUUAACGAAAGAGAGAAAAGAGCAUCUGAAUAUUUGUACUUAAUGAUUGAAUUUCCAGAAGUUACUAUGGAUGGAAUACCGGAAAAUCUUGUAGAAAUAAAACAUCACAAAUUAGCUCGAAGUUUACGAAGCGGUGGUCAUACUCGAGAAUUAAAACCAACUUCAAAUGUUCGUGAUGCUUUAAACAUAAUAAUAAGUUAUCCACCAACAACGGCUCUUUCUACAGAAGAACAAGAUCUUAUUUGGAAAUAUAGAUUUUAUUUAUCAAAUCAAAAAAAAGCUUUAACGAAAUUCGUGAAAUGUGUAAAUUGGAAAGUUGCUGGAGAAGAACGACAAGCGUUAGAAAUGUUAGCAUUGUGGGCACCACCUGAUCCUGAAGAUGCAUUAGAAUUACUUGGUCCAGCAUUUACACAUCCAGCUGUUAGAAGAUAUGCUAUUACUAGACUUAAUCAAGCGCCUGAUGAUGAUUUAAUGUUGUACUUAUUACAAUUAGUACAAGCUUUAAAAUAUGAAGACUUUGAAAAUAUCAAAAGGGCAAAUCAAGCAUUAAUAAAAGAAAAGGAAUCUGAGAAAGUUGAGAAAUUAGACCGAGAUGUACAAAUUAACGAUUCUUCAUCUGCAGCUGUAACAACGGAUUUACAGUCUAGCGAAUCUGAAAAUGUACAUUUCUCAAGAAAUCAAGAUUCUCUUAUGGAUUUAGCAUCUUUUUUGAUUACUCGUGCAUGCCAAAAUACUACAUUGGCUAAUUAUUUUUAUUGGUACCUCUCUAUUGAAUGUGAGGAUCAAAGUGAUCCAUCCAUAAGUGCAAAACAAGAUACUCGUGUCAAAGAAAUGUAUAAUACUGUAAUGUCAAUGUUUUCAAUGACACUGGCACAAGGAAAUACUGUUUGGCAAAAAAGAAGAGCAUUUCUUUUACGUCAAAAAGUAUUUAUUGAUCAAUUAGUCGCAUUGGUCAAAGCAGUUGCACGAGAAAGCGGAAAUCGUAAAAAGAAAACUGAUCGACUCAGAAUGUUAUUGACAGAUCCGGACCCAGCGUUUAAGAUCAAUUUUUCUAAUUUUGAACCAAUACCUUUUCCUUUGGAUCCAGAAAUUUGUAUCAAAGGAAUUAUACCCGGAAAAGCCAGUCUUUUUAAAUCAGCUCUUAUGCCUUCUAAAUUAACAUUUUUAACAACGGAUAACAGCGAAUACAUUGCGAUUUUUAAAAAUGGUGAUGAUCUUAGACAAGAUCAGCUAAUUUUACAAACAAUUGCACUUAUGGACAAGUUAUUAAGAAGAGAAAACUUGGAUUUGAAACUCACUCCUUAUAGAGUACUUGCAACAAGUACUAGACAUGGUUUUUUACAAUUUAUUGAAUCUACAACAGUUGCAGAAGUUUUAGCUAGUGAAGGUUCCAUUUUAAGUUUUUUCCGGAAACAUCACCCAUCCGAAAAUGGCCCUUACGGUGUUGUACCUGAAGUUAUGGAUACUUAUGUUCGAAGUUGUGGCAAACUUUUUCAUAUAGAUUUCGGUUAUAUCUUGGGCAGAGAUCCGAAGCCUUUACCUCCACCAAUGAAAUUAAGCAAAGAAAUGGUUGAAGCUAUGGGAGGAGUGGGUUCAGAACAUUAUCACGAAUUUCGAAAACAGUGUUAUACUGCAUUUCUACAUUUGCGCAGACAUGCUAAUUUAAUUUUAAAUUUGUUUUCGUUAAUGGUUGACGCUAGUGUACCAGAUAUUGCAUUGGAACCAGAUAAAGCUGUUAAAAAGGUUCAAGAUAAGCUACGAUUAGAUUUAAGUGACGAAGAAGCAGUACAUUAUGUACAUAAUCUUUUGGACUUAUCAAUAACGGCUGUAAUGGCAGUAUUAGUGGAACAAUUACACAAAUUUGCACAAUACUGGCGAAAAUAAAACCGAAUCAAUUAAGAUAAUGAUUGUAAAGACUGUGUUCCUUUAACUAUUACAAAUAUUACUAUAUUGUAUAUAAAUGGCCAUACAUCUAUAAAUGUAACAUAAUUUAUUGUAUUUUGGGAUUACUUUAGGUAAUAAAUCUUUGAUAAUAAUAACAAAUAAUACUUUUUAUACGUUUGUAAAUUGCAUACAAAAAUUUUUAAUAAUUAACAUGUCAUGCGAUCACAAUAAUAAAAAAAUUGUUUACUCUAUAUGUUACGUAUGUAAAAAUUACAUGUAUAAAUUAUACAUGUCAACGAUAAUUUUUAACAAUUUCCGUAAAAUACAAUUUAGAGUAUAAUAAAAAUAUUACUUGCUAAUUUCUUUAUGAAGAUAUAUUAAACAAAAGAGUAAAUAUAUUUUUUUACAGGCAAAAAUUUAUUGUAAUGGGAUAAUUUUAAAUAAUAAAACAACAAAAACAUUUAUUGCAUAUAUAAUUUGUUACGUAAAUAUUCAUGUAUUUAUUUUAUCUCUUAGUUACAAUCGUGUAUGUGGUGCACACUGUAGAAAUAAAAAGAUAAUAUUGUUAGUGAUGAAAAUAUCAAAUUGUUAUCCAUAUAAGAACGCAUUAACGCUAUUUUAAUCACUGUCAUUUUAUGUCACUUAAAUUUGAUUACUUCAAUGAAGCAAUAUAUGCCAACUUACGAUUGUACCAAAAAAUCUCAAUAGAAAAUGUAAUUAUAUUUUCCCCAUUUUACAGAAUUAUAUUUUACUUUUAGGUACAGAAAUUUUUAUUAUAUUUCUUUGAGUGGAAAAUAUAUGUACAUAUAUAUUUAUGUAUAUAUUGAUUCAAUUCAAAAAGCAAUUAAAGAAUAUUAACAUUUCAGUCCUUGAAAACUGAUCUGGCUAAAUUUUUUUUCCUUCAAGUCCAAUGUAUGAUAAUUAAUAACUUCUUUCCCGUAAUAGUAACAUAAUAUAUACAUGCGUGAUCACGAUUGAAAACGCCGCGAAAAAUAAAAACAAAUUUCUUUUUGAUAACAUGAGUUUAUAAAGAAUAUAAUAUAACCAUUUUUAUAUUAGAAUAAGUUGGAAAAUCUGUCUCGUUUGAGAUUUGCUUUACUCUUUAAAAAGAAUUAUUUAUUUUAAAUUACACAAGGAAAACCAUUAAAAUAUUAUAUGUAUGUAAAAAUCUAUUUAUUUAUAAAAUUAUUGCAAAUAUUUUACAGAAAUAAAAUGAUUUUGUUUACAAUAAAUGGAUUAUUUCUAUCAAUUAUAUGAAUAUUUAUUUUAAAAUUACCCCCUGUAAAUAUUAAUAACUCAUAUCAAACAUGACAGAUCUUCUAUUAAAUUUUUUUAUGCUUUACAUUUCAUCAGCACACGGAUUAUACAUUAUAAUUGAAAUAAUAGGCUUUUUUUAUUUCUCAUAAAUGUAAACUAUUACCUACAAAUAAACAAUGUAUAUGUAAUAAUUCAAUCCUUGAGUCUUUCAAUUAUCUACACUUCUGAUUAUACAUAAAGACUUCUCUGUCAGCAGGUAAGUUCAUAAAUGGUGAGAAAGAAUAGUGAAAAACUUAUCUGAAAAAUUAAGUCUUUAAACAAUAAUCCAAGAAACUAUUUACUUGAAUUUUACAAAUAUCUUAAGAUGUACAUUACUGAUAUUUAUUGAAGAUAUAUUGUGCAUUUAUUUUUUAUUCACUCAUUAGGACUUGCCAUUAUGGAGUAGUAGUUUCACUGAAUUUUUUUCACUACUUUCUUUCUUAUUUGAUUUUGACUAUCUUCCAUAAGAAUCCAUGAUAAUGUACAAAUAUUUUACAAUCGUUUUAUGUUUGUCCAAGUAGUGUAACUAUUAAAUUUCGCUUGCAAUAAUUAACAGUUGUUACUACUACUCCAAUGACAUUUUACAAAAUUUUACAAUAUACACAUUACAUGUACAUUGUAUUCAAAAACGUAUAGAUAAUUUAUUAUAUAAUAAAGUAUUGUGUUCAGUUAAAAGAAAGGAAAAAGAAGAUAAUCAUUAUAAAUGAUUAUCUAAUUUAAUAGAUUGAAAUUUUUACAUUAUUUCAAUGUAUUAAAUGAGAUGAAUAUAUAACAUAAUAUUUUUGCAAUGAAAUCAUAGUUUUCUUCUGUAAUUACACUGCUCACGUAGCAAAUUCUAUGUACGGAUUAUAUCCGCAAUUAAGAAUAUGUGUAUAUAUAUAUGUACAUAUA
Molecule: messenger RNA, 4970 nt
Organism: Heterotrigona itama
Lineage: Eukaryota; Metazoa; Arthropoda; Insecta; Hymenoptera; Apidae
Source: the annotation of a GenBank genome assembly